This is a messenger RNA of Brienomyrus brachyistius, 2226 nucleotides long. RefSeq names its product POU domain, class 4, transcription factor 3. NCBI's taxonomy places the organism in Eukaryota, Metazoa, Chordata, Actinopteri, Osteoglossiformes, Mormyridae. Bases 416 to 1423 code for a protein of 335 amino acids. The record is from RefSeq and is a predicted model, not a curated record. Gene Ontology annotation, biological process: regulation of transcription by RNA polymerase II. Gene Ontology annotation, molecular function: RNA polymerase II cis-regulatory region sequence-specific DNA binding; DNA-binding transcription factor activity, RNA polymerase II-specific. The transcript has 2 exons.
GGACUUCAGUUGUGCAAACGACCGGCAAACCACCCCCGCGACGCAUUCUGAAUGAAAUCUAACAGGAAUAAUUUGUUAGGCGGUGUCAUGUGCCUCACUGUCUCCCCAUGCGUACCCUUGUGAUUAAAACAGGGUGGCUUGUACAGAAGCCAAGCUGCACAAAAUGUUUGAAGCUAAAUGAUCUUGCAUCCCCCGGCUAAUUUCCCUGCCUGGUCGCGCGCAGCACGCUUGCGCACAGCUCCCAGCCCUAUUCCUGGCGCGCGGCUUGUAAGAUGAGUAAAGAAGCAGGUGGGGAGAGAUGCAUACAGAGAGGCUCUGUCACUGGAAAUAGCUCAGAGUGACAGCGGCGAGCCAGGGAGUCGCCCCAGCGCCUACGUAUGUCAGGUAUAGCUGCCCGCAAGGUGUGUAAAGCAAGAUGAUGGCCAUGAACGGCAAGCAGAAUUUCUCAAUGCACCCAGCUCUACAGGAGCCCAAGUACUCCGGUCUCCACUCAAGUUCGGAAGCUAUGCGUAGAGUUUGCUUACCAGCCCCGCAGCUCCAGGGCAAUAUAUUCGGCGGCUUUGAUGAGAGUCUGCUGGCCCGCGCCGAAGCUCUGGCGGCUGUUGACAUUGUCUCCCACGGCAAGAGUCAUCAUUUUAAGCCAGACGUGACCUACCAUACCAUGAGCAGUGUCCCCUGCACGUCUACCUCCUCCACAGUACCCAUCUCUCACCCAUCCACUCUGACCUCCCAUCACCACGUGCAUCAAACUCUGGAAGGAGACCUACUGGACCACAUUUCCUCAAGUUUAACCGUGAAUGGCAUGGGGGCACCAGAUCCGUCGUUGAUGUCCGCUCAAGUGCAUCAGCAUCACCUACAGACCAUGGGUCACCUUCACCAAGCAAUGAGUAUGAGUCACCCCCACUCUUUGUCCACGCAUAGCGGCAUGUCGUGCAUCAACGAUGUGGAAUCAGAUCCGCGAGAGCUGGAAGCCUUCGCUGAAAGGUUUAAACAAAGGAGGAUCAAGCUUGGGGUCACUCAAGCUGACGUUGGGUCCGCCCUCGCCAACCUCAAGAUACCCGGGGUCGGUUCCCUCAGUCAGAGCACCAUCUGCAGGUUCGAGUCUCUCACUUUGUCUCAUAAUAACAUGAUUGCUCUCAAGCCCGUCCUUCAAGCUUGGCUGGAAGAAGCAGAAGCGGCAUAUCGAGAGAAAAACAACAAGCCUGAACUUUUCAAUGGAAACGAGCGGAAGCGAAAACGCACCUCGAUAGCGGCACCUGAGAAACGAUCUCUGGAGGCGUAUUUUGCCAUCCAGCCCCGUCCAUCCUCGGAAAAAAUCGCUGCCAUCGCAGAAAAGUUGGACCUUAAAAAGAACGUCGUUAGAGUUUGGUUUUGUAAUCAAAGACAAAAACAGAAAAGGAUGAAAUACUCAGCGGUACAUUAGAUAAUUCAUUGGUGUUACUUGUGUCUUACAUGCCGAUAGCAGGGAUCUUCCAUGACUUCUAAGGAUUCUAGUUAAUCGAUUAAUGGAUUCGCGUUCAUGCGCAUUUGAAGUUUUCGUUCCCUUUUGUUGAUUUUGUUUCGCGAUGAGAUAUAAACUAGCCUACGUGACGUUCACAAAGGUAAACUGUUUGUCACUUUGAUGCUGUUUGAUGCUUAUUAUGGUAUUUGAUUGUCUUUUAUCCCUUACGAUGAAAUACAUAUAUACAUUUUUACGGUUUAAUUCGAUCGGUAUGUACAACUCACUAUAAAUUCUGUUUGUGAAAAAAAUCUUUAAAGAAUGAUAAACUUACAUGCAUUUCUUUAUAAUUACUUCAUAGUUUUUUUUUUUCGUUUAAGCAUAAUACGCUUCAUUUUAAAAUGUAUGUAUUUAAUGUAUGUAUGUCUCUUCGCAGGGAGCUGUAGUUCAGUGAAUCACAUUUGAACGACAAAUACCCUGAACUCAUCCAUUAUGAAACUAAACAAGGACACGUUUUACUCACCAAUAAAAGCUUUCACUUUAACUUAUUGGGUUUGCACCGACUGCACCAAAUGAAAAUAACAUAUAGUUUUAAUAAAAGUGCAUAUUUCACGUUAUUCUAUAAGAAUGAAGGUCUAUCAUCUUACUCUAGAAGAGUGUAUAUGUAUAUGCAGUAUACAGGCCUAUAACAUCGAACAUUUUGUUAUGUAUAUUGAGAUUUCACAUUUCAAAUUAUAUUUGACCAAACAUGUAUUAGUUUUGAUGUCAAUCAAUAAAAUAACAAUUUU